GCGCACAGCGCUUCCACUACCUGCGAAUAACGAUCGGGUCGUCGUCUGCUUGGCUGGUCCGCUGUUGCUGUCUGCUUGGGAGAGCUGAAGAGUUGCUGAGUCCCGUUCCCCCUGUCAGUUGGCGAGGAUCGGCCCGGCCGCGCUCGUGAAUCGGCAUUGCACUAGUUGCUGGAACCGCAACCAUGGCCAAGGCUUCUGUUUCAGAUGACUGUAUCGAUAUGGUAACACCCUGGAAUGAAUACCUAAGUGCCAAAUACAAACGGAGUUUUGCUUAUCAUACAGUGCGUAACCGACUGCCUGUUACUGUGACUCAGGUUAUCGACCAUUUAUCUCGAAGCAAAGAGGCCUUAGUACAAACCUACGGUGAGGGAUCACGAGAAGAAAUUAAACAGAUCAUUGGCUAUCUUUCAAAGCUGAAAAAUGAAAUGCAAACAAACAAGCCACUUAUUUCCUUAGAAGCUAAUGAAGUUGAUGCUUCUGAUUGGAACAAUUUUUUAAAUACCACUGAAGAGAGACUAGGUCGACCACUUUUAUGGUUUGCUGAUGUGUGGCUCCAUAUUGAAUGCUAUCUUUACCGAAGGAUCAGAGAAAGUUUUGCGUUGACAAAGCACCUCAACCAAUACGAUCCAUUUCGGCAUCAAAAGGAGGAAGCAUUCACUGGAUCUCUGCAGGCCAUCUCUGUUGUUGGCAGCUACUUGCUUAAGCUAAUUGAGUCUGAUGCUAAAAUUGACACAGAACAAUGUGUUUUGCAGUUUCUCAAACUCUCUCUUUGGGGUAACCGGUGUGAUCUUUCCAUUUCUGGUGGGAAGGACAUAUCUCAAGUUGAAAACCCUCUUGAUAUGAUCUCCACUCUUGAUGAAUUGAUACUUGUCAAUGACCUACAAAAAGUCUGGUCAGCGUUAAAUUCAACUUCGUCUGGACCAAAAAUAAUUGAUAUAAUUUUUGACAACUCUGGCUAUGAGCUGUUCUCAGACUUAUGUCUAGCUCAUCUUUUAGUGAAACUGGGAUUAGCAAAUAAAAUUAGAUUCCAUGGAAAGAGAGUGCCUUGGUUUAUAUCAGAUGUGAUGGAACAUGACUUCCAUUGGCUGAUCCAGGAGAUGGCCAACCAAACAAGAGCACCUUGCUUAUCCAAGCUGUCAACUAUGUGGAAAGACUUCUUAAGUUCUGGUACCUGGACAUACUUAACUGAGUCCUUCUGGACCCUGCCAUAUUCGUAUGAUGCCAUGAAACAGAUUGACCCAGAGUUGUACAACAGUUUUGAAGGAUCAAAGCUGUUGAUUUUCAAAGGUGAUCUCAACUAUCGCAAAUUAGUUGGAGAUGUGUUCUGGCCUCACACUGAAAAAUUUUCUGUUGCUCUGAGAGGGUUUGAACCAGCUCCUCUUGUUACUUUGCGCACAAUUAAGGCUGAUGUGGUAGUUGGUCUGCAGCCUGGACAGGCAGAGAAGGUGGCUCAAAAAGACACAGACUGGCUUGUGACAGGAAAAUAUGCGGUUGUGUCAUGUUUAGUUAAAUAAUCCAGUUGUUUGGAGCUGUUAAGAUCAACCAAUUUUCCUUUAGCUUCCAUUCCUCUUUUAAUCGUUUUUAUAAUGUAGCAUACAAUGUACAGAAAUCUAUUUUAAUUAAAGUCAAACCAUUAAGAAAUACAA
Molecule: messenger RNA, 1646 nt
Organism: Thrips palmi
Lineage: Eukaryota; Metazoa; Arthropoda; Insecta; Thysanoptera; Thripidae
Product: damage-control phosphatase ARMT1-like
Exons: 9
Coding region: 183-1514 (443 amino acids)
Biological process (GO): DNA damage response
Cellular component (GO): cytoplasm; nucleus
Molecular function (GO): phosphatase activity
Source: RefSeq, a predicted model, not a curated record